Molecule: messenger RNA, 813 nt
Organism: Exaiptasia diaphana
Lineage: Eukaryota; Metazoa; Cnidaria; Anthozoa; Actiniaria; Aiptasiidae
Exons: 1
Coding region: 1-813 (270 amino acids)
Source: RefSeq, a predicted model, not a curated record
AUGCCAGACGACGAUGCCGUUCCAGAUACCAAGUCCGACAUCACAGCCGUUGCUCUAAAACUACCGCAAUUCUGGCACACUGAUCCGCAAAUAUGGUUUGCACAAGUCGAAGCACAGUUUGCUACUCGGAAAAUAACAAAUCAAGAUACGAAAUUUCAUCACAUUGUAGCAUCACUUCCUCCGGAAGUCGCUGUUGAUAUUCAAAUCAUUCAAAAGCCGACAGUAAACGCUUACGAUGAGCUUAAAAGGAAACUCUUGGAGAGGACAACAACAACAAAAGCCCAGAAAUUACAACAACUACUAGCCACAGAAGAUUUAGGCGAUCGUAAACCUUCUCAACUCUUGCGACGAUUCCAACAGCUGUUAGACGACAGCCCAGCCGAACACCCAUUAGUUCGUGAGCUAUUCUUGCAACGACUACCCCAGCAGGUACGCCAACUUUUAGCUGUUACCACCAAGUCAACAACAUCGUUAGAGGAGCUCGCACAGCUAGCGGAUAAGGCAAUGGAAGUACAGCAUGGCCUGAAUGUCAAUGUUGUUCAGCAUCCAUCUGCGUCGACAGCUGUUGACAAUCUGCAAGCCCAGCUAAAUGAAAUCAACAACACUUUAGCAGCAUUGACCAGAAAGCAGUCAAAGCUCGCAAAACUCCCUACAACGACCUCCCAAACUAGCCAACAAACCUUAUGUUGGUACCACCAGCGCUUUGGAGACAAGGCUCGCAAAUGCCAGCCANCUAAAUUAGAAUCGUCAUUCAGACGUUUUCGAUCCAUUAAAGAUACAAAAGUAGAAAACAACUAUCGAAGAAUAGAAUAA